This is a messenger RNA of Puccinia graminis f. sp. tritici CRL 75-36-700-3, 1074 nucleotides long. RefSeq lists its product as uncharacterized. The record is from RefSeq and is a predicted model, not a curated record. The transcript is spliced from 7 exons. Bases 1 to 1074 code for a protein of 357 amino acids. Lineage: Eukaryota; Fungi; Basidiomycota; Pucciniomycetes; Pucciniales; Pucciniaceae.
AUGAUUGAUGACAGACGCAUAACCGAGGAAGAGGAGGAAGCAGAGUUUGAGUACAGAGUCGAUGAACCCAUGGAGACCGAUGAGUAUGUCCCAUGGCCUCCAAGGCGUGAAACUGACAUUGUCCGAAGACCGGAUGGCAAGCUUGUUGGCUUGGUGGAGACCAAUCAAAUCUACUCAGACCUGAUUGACCGCCUCGCACAUACCCCACCUGACGACCGAUGGCGUAUCUCAAUCAUGAUGAUGACCAACAUUCUUCAACGGCUGAGCAUCGGAGAUGGUGAAACGGGCCCUCCUGCCAUUGUGCCACACCAGUACUCCUCGGCGUUGCGUACCUGCUUGCGUAGAAGACUCAAGGUGAUCUUGCUCACCGGCAACCUCCAUGCGUACACCCGAACCCAAACUCUCCGAGGCGUCCCAAUUGGUUUGACACCUCUUGUGUUGUUAACUACUUUCCUUGAAGAACAAACCCCGGAGUUCCGAAAUGAUUACCUCCCACCUGAAUGGCUGGAAAAUCAACUCUCCAGACAUAGUGUCAUGGGCUUGUUACGAGAUCUUGCCAAGCACAAGCGAGGGGCACUUCGGAAUGCGCUUCUGACCAAUGUCAAGGAGUUCAAUCGUCAUCCAAUCCAUGGGCCACCUCCACCCUUGAUGGACUUGAUCUUGAUUGUCGAUCGGGCCAUGGGUGGUCAAUCUCAAUUGAGAUCGGUCGACCAGAUCCUCCGGGAGUAUACCCCCAGCAUGAGGAUCAGACUUGCCUACGUUCGCCUGGAGGUGAUACAUCACUUUUUGCAUCCCAAUCGUGGCAGUAACUUGACUCAGUGGGAGCUCAUCGAUCGCCAGCUGGAGCAUGUAAGGAGUCAGAGUGAGAAUUACAAGAACGCGUAUGCCCAACUGAUUGUCAACUUGGACCGACAACUUUUUGGCGAUCAACUAUUUCAAGGCAUCCCCGUUGCCCUUAUAGUCCUCCGAACUGAAGCGCAAGUCUCCGAGCAAAUGGCGAUAGCUGCGGCUACUCCCCAACGAACCGGAGGACCUUAUGAAGGAGAAGAGUUGGCUGGUGUCCGAUUUGAAUGA